GCCCCGCCCCCACAACACGCCACUAGGGGGCGCGCUUCGCUGGAGGCGGAGGCGGCGGGCCCGGCCCCGCCAUGUCUCGGGAGACGUUCCCGGCCGCGACCCAGCAGAGCCCGGAGGCGCAGGACGAGCCCCGCAGCUUGGAGGAAAUGAUUGUUGCCAAACCAGGGAAAACACCAAUUCAGUUGUUACAUGAAUAUGGCACGAAGGCUGGUAUCACUCCUGAGUACAAGUUUGAGAAGGCUGAAGGACAAGUACAUCUUCCAAGUUUCACCUUUAAAGUCACAGUAGGUGAAAUAACGGGCACAGGUGAAGGUCAUAGCAAGAAGAUUGCAAAACACAGAGCUGCAGAAGCUGCCUUGAACGUUUUAAAAGGAAAUCCAAGUAUUGGUCUUUCAGUGCCAGACUCCAUAGUUCCAGAUUCUCCAAAGCAACCACAAAAUCAAACCAAUCCUAUAGGUACAUUACAGGAACUGGCUGUUCAGAAGGGAUGGAGACUUCCUGAAUAUUCACUUGCGCAUGAGUCGGGGCCUCCUCACAAGCGGGAGUUUACAAUGACUUGCAGAAUAGAAACAUUUGUAGAAACUGGGACUGGGACAUCUAAGAAACUAGCAAAGCGAAAUGCUGCUGAAAAAUUACUUGCCAAAUUCCACAGUUUCCCUCCAGAUAGCAUCAAUAUUUCCUUAGGAAAUGAAGUGGGAAAUAAUUUAGGAUGCACAUGGGAUGCCUUAAGGAACUCAUCAGAAGAAAAAAUUACCUUGCUGAAGAGAAGUCCACUCAGUAUUCCUAAUACAGACUAUGUCCAACUGCUUGGAGAAGUUGCAGAAGAACAAGGUUUUGUUAUAACAUAUUUGAAUAUAGAAGAGCUGAGCGUGAAUGGACAGUACCAAUGUCUUGCUGAACUCUCAACCAAUCCAGUCACAGUUUGCCAUGGUACUGGGAUUUCUUGGGGCAAUGCUCACAACGAUGCUGCUCACAAUGCAUUACAAUAUUUAAAGAUCAUGGCUGGAAGAAAAUAAACUUGAAAUAGAAAAAAAAAUCUUCUGAUAAAGAUUUAACUUAAAAGAUAUUUCCAAAGUUGGAUGUUUUCCCAUAUAUGUAGUUCAAAUUAAUUUUGGGCUAUUUUUAAGUCACUCCACAAACACCGUUUUAAUUAUGCAUUGCUUUGAAAUGAGUCAAUCAUAAGGUUUGCAUUUUGGAUUGGUUUACUGUAUUUAGCUCUCAGUAUUGUAAAGCAGUGAGGACAUUAAAUUACUGCUUACAUACUUACUGAAGCAUAAGUGCUCCCUUAUGGAAAACCUGUAGGGAGAAUUAUAAAUUUGAUACCAAAAAGUUAGAGAACACAGACAUCAGAGAUGGCAGCUAUCGGAAGAUCAAUCCUACAGUGUUCUGAGUACCCCUCCAAACACCAUAGUUUUCAAUGUGAGUUGGGGAUUGUCUGUUCUUUGCAGAGGCAGCCCUCUGAAGAGCAUAUUCUGUUGCUGUUUAUACCUCAAUGGAAAGGUUUUUGAUUAUAUGCUUUAAUAUCAUAGAAUAUCAUGGUUGGAAGGGACCUCAGGAGGUCAUCUAGUCCAACCCCCUGCUCAAAGCAGGACCAAUCCCUAAUUAAAUCCCCAAAUGGCCCCCUCAAGGAUUGAACUCGCAACCCUGGGUUUAGAAGGCCAAUGCUUAACCACUGAGCUAUAAAAGGUGGGCAUGGUCUUUUAUGAAUGUUCCCAUUUUAUUUUAACUGUGUGUGAAUGGUGGUCUUUUAAACCCAUUAUCUGAGAUUGGAACUUGAAAGCAAUGUAAUGGCUACAGAAACAUCACUGCCCUCUUUUAUUAAAGAUAUCUAUAAAUGUCAUUAGCUGUUCUUUAAUAAAUUAAGGUUAACUCCU
Mauremys mutica (yellowpond turtle) is the source of this 1874-nucleotide messenger RNA. RefSeq names its product protein activator of interferon induced protein kinase EIF2AK2 (gene PRKRA). The transcript has 8 exons. Bases 72 to 1016 code for a protein of 314 amino acids. Lineage: Eukaryota; Metazoa; Chordata; Testudines; Geoemydidae. The record is from RefSeq and is a predicted model, not a curated record.